AUGUGGCUUACCACGCCGCAGGAACAAAUCGCAGGAGAAGAUGAGGACCAAUUUGAGACGGCCAUACGAACGACGACCCGAAAGAAGAUCGACAAGGAAGCGGAAGAAAGACCUGAGAACAUCCUCCGUCACCAGUUGGCAUUCAUGAUCCAGAAGAAGGGUCUACCAGCAGAGCUCGAAACGGUCGUCCAGGACUUGUGGACACUUCGCAUCCUUCAACUCGCAAAUAAGAUUAGGGACGAAACCCAAGAGUCGGGGUCAUCUCAGGUUUUCAGCACGCAAGAAAGCGAAACAGAGGCUGAUGAAGAUCCUUUAAUCCUACAGUCCCGUAGGAAGAAGCUCCAAGAGAAUCCGACCCUGAUCGACUGCCUCGCAUUAUGCUACUUGGGCACUCUCACACUUCGAUUGCCUGUAACGCCAGGAGACGUCUACACUUGGACUACGGAGGAGGACAUGCCAUAUCUGAACGCAAUACGCCUCAUCCCCCCUGCGAUGAGGAAUCGACUGCCUGCCACUUACCACAGCGCCUUCAGCCCAUAUUCACUACUUAACCUCAGACGCUUCUACACCGCAUAUACCAAUAUGCUAGCCGGACUCGAGCUGAAGUACUCAAUAGCCUGGCCUUCACUCAACGUGCCGGUCGUUCUAUUCCGCUAUCUGAAGGAUCUCGCGCUCCCACUUGAGCUAUACGAUGCCACUAUGCGUUUGGGUGAGAAACUCGGAUACGACUUCGCGCUCUAUAUUGCUCCCAGACAAAAGUUCAAUAUUACAAGCCUACCCGAGGCACGACUGAUAUCAUGUCUGGUGAUAUGCGUCAAACUUAUCUUUCCCUUCGACGAUUCUAAACGUCAUCCAAGGUCUGCAGCCGAACCUGCAGCGACGGCGAUGGAUUGGCCUGCUUGGUCCGGACUGAUAAAAGAAGCGAGAGCCGCAGAACGGGGUGGUCGGCACCGAUAUACGACAGAGGAGCUGACGAAGGUCCAAGAGAAAGACGUGUUCUCCAUGUCAGGCGCCGAACUAGACCAGUACCUCGACUUUUAUCUUGCCAACUUCGUGGAUGAAACACAUAUCCAAACAAAAACCUCGGACGAUGCCUUCCAGGCUGCAAUGUACAAUUUAUUUCCUGUGGCAGCAGACCCAGAUACUCAGCCUCAGGCGAUAUCGGCUGACCAAAGACAUGAGAAGAAGCUCGAGCUUGUGAGGGCGGUGCAUAAUACGAUCAAGGAGGUCAAUGCAGUCGCAGAUGAUGAGGAUGUGAACGUUCUGAGGCCUGGGGCACGUUAUCCGGAAUACACGAACGAACAUAACCUGCCGCCGCAUGCUGCGAGGUUCUAUGAGGAGGCGGCUAGGAUUUCUGGGCUUACGAUGGAUAUGCUUGUGAGAUGUGUACGGCACAUUGAGAGGAAGAUUGCGCGUGAGCAGGGUAGACGGAAACGACCGGAGCCACAAGGGGUGAAUGAGGAGCGAGUGGAAGGCGUAGAAGCGGAGAGGAUGGAUGCAGAUAAUGAUUGA
Molecule: messenger RNA, 1512 nt
Organism: Didymosphaeria variabile
Lineage: Eukaryota; Fungi; Ascomycota; Dothideomycetes; Pleosporales; Didymosphaeriaceae
Exons: 2
Coding region: 1-1512 (503 amino acids)
Biological process (GO): RNA polymerase I preinitiation complex assembly; nucleolar large rRNA transcription by RNA polymerase I
Cellular component (GO): RNA polymerase I core factor complex; RNA polymerase transcription factor SL1 complex
Molecular function (GO): RNA polymerase I core promoter sequence-specific DNA binding
Source: RefSeq, a predicted model, not a curated record